Hypanus sabinus (Atlantic stingray) is the source of this 823-nucleotide messenger RNA. Its product is annotated as carcinoembryonic antigen-related cell adhesion molecule 5-like. Bases 23 to 823 code for a protein of 266 amino acids. The record is from RefSeq and is a predicted model, not a curated record. Lineage: Eukaryota; Metazoa; Chordata; Chondrichthyes; Myliobatiformes; Dasyatidae. The transcript has 4 exons.
AGAUCGGCGCUGCUCUCUCGGGAUGUCGGGACUGGCCUUCGCAGCUCUCGUUCUUUGUCUCCACAUAACGGCGGGUGGGUCCCAGCAGUUUACUAUUAUCGUUGAGCACAGCGAGAUAAAUGUCACCGCUGGAGGUGAAGCGCUUUUUUCAGUCCGGCCGUCGUCCAGCGUCAGCAGUGGAAGCUGGAAUUUUAAUGGGAUAACAGUCGCCCAGUGGAUCGGUCAGACCGGGACUGUUGAUAAUUCCUACAGUUCACGGGCAGAGGUAUUCACCUCCAACGGGUCGCUUCUGCUGAAGUCGGUCAACAUGUCGGACAGCGGGGAAUACCGUGUGUAUAUGGUUCCAACAAAUGGGUCCCAGACCUCAGCGACCGUCACUCUGCGUGUCACUGAGCCAGUGACUAGGGUUGCCGUGGUGACCAAUAAUUCCACUCCCCUGGAAAACCUCGAUACCGUCGCACUGAGUUGUGUCGCGUCGGGCUCUGAUCAGACACGGACAUGGUUCAAGGACAACCAACCCAUCCAGGAAAACGUUAGAAUAUUUACAUCUCCCGACAGGGCGAAACUGACUAUAAUCAGAGUUAACAGAAACGACGUCGGGACGUACAAGUGCAUCGCCCGCAACUCUUUCAGCAGUAGCGCUGGAGAGACCUACGUGGAGGUUUACUGCAAGUACACAGCAAAAACAGAUGGCAAUUGCACCCUCGGCUCUGGCGCAAUCGUGGGCAUUGUACUUGGUUUACUUGGCAUGGGCCUGAUCGGCGGAGUCAAUGGAUGGUUGAUCGCGAGGAAAUCCGGCGGGUAUAUGCAUGCUUUCUCCUAA